Miscanthus lutarioriparius is the source of this 1617-nucleotide messenger RNA. The record is from the annotation of a GenBank genome assembly. NCBI's taxonomy places the organism in Eukaryota, Viridiplantae, Streptophyta, Magnoliopsida, Poales, Poaceae.
AUGUUCCGGCCGCCGAAUGCCUUUGGGGUGCCGCCCCCCUUUCCUCCUCAGCCUCAACCAUGGCAGUGGCAGCAACCGCCCCCGCCCCCGCCUUCGCCUGCGGUUACCUUUUGGCAGCGGGACAACGUGCGGGAUCACGUGAGGAAGCUGCAACAAACCGUUGAGUUAUCAACUGCACUGAUAAAAGAGAUCGAGGAAAUUGCAGUGGCCAGAAAUUCCGGUGAUGCUGCCACGCAGGAAUCUGCUUCGUCUUCGGCAGAAUUGCCGCCAGGGUCUGGUGAUUCUUCAGAGGACAAGCCCCUCCGUUUUGUUAAACUAGCUAGGUCCAUGGGGAUUAGUCAGGACACUCAUGAGUCGAUGACAACCGAUGCAGCCAAUUACCUUUGUCAUCAGCUUCAGCAUCUUCUUGGGCCUAUCUCUUCCGUGACUAGCCAAAGUGGCCCUUGGGAGGAGAGAUCAGCGAUGGUUAGGUUGACUCAGAAGCUGCAGAAAUAUAAGAGAAAUAAGCGGUGGAGGCAGAGGAGAAGGAAGCAUGUCGCAGAGCUUUUUCAGAAGGAGCGCGCAGAUUAUGAUAGAAUUGAUCAGGAAGCUGAUGAAUGGAGGGCUAAGCAAAUAGCCAAGAACAUUGCAAAGCGGAAGGUGGAAAGCAUGCAGCAGAUUGCUAGAAAGAAAGCAAAUGAGGAAAGAAAGCGUCUAGAAUCUGAGCUGGAGCUUGCCCUCAUGGUCGAGAAACUUCAGGAGCUUCGGUCUAUAAGAGUUCAAAAAAUGAAGAAACAAGGUCAUUUUCUUCCUGAAGAGGAUGAUAAAUACCUCGAGCGUGUUAAGGUUGCAGUCGAGGAAGAGGAGCGCCAAGCUGCAUCUGCUGCUCGAACUGAUGCUGUUAAGGAUGCUAUUCUGACCGCUGAGGAAUCAAGGAAGCCUCCACAGAAUGCCAAUUCUCAAGAAGGUGGUUCUGAACAACCUAGUGAACCGUCUGAAGACAAGGACCUGGGAGAUGGCGGGAUAAAUGAGAGAAAUGACCAGGCAAGCCAGAAAACUGAACAUGAAGAUGAAGGCCAUAGAUUUGAGGGAAAAGGGCAUGAACAUCAUGACCCUGUAAGCAGUCUGCCUUUUGAGUUCUACCAUUAUUAUCAUGGAAGUAGCUAUGACAUGGGGACACUCAUUGAGGUCCGUAGAAUGUGGGAUUCUUUCAUCAGACCUGGAGGAAGCCCAAGUAAAUCACCAUGGGUUCGAGAAAUGGCCAUUUCUGCUUCAAAACCACCGAAAUCUUCAUGGCUCCUGCAAGGUGGCAAGAAAAGCAUGCUGAAGGAAAGAGCAAAGACUGGACACUGGUGCUCAAGAGUAAAGUUCGUGAAUUAUAAGCCACCCUACUGUUUUACUGGUCCCUUAAUCAUUGUUUCCUCAAUGAGUGCAAACUGCCAUAACACUUUUGUUGGCACCAUUGCUUGUUUGAUCUUGGAUAAGCUACUAUGCCCGUUCGACUACGACUACACGUAUGACUCCGCGCGUUCAUCCGAUCGCAUCGGCGGUCCGAACCCGCCAUGCAACGAUCGCUUCUCCGACCAGAUUGAAUGCGGCUACGACAAUAAUCUCUCCGAUUCGAUCCGCUUAAGGUGA